Molecule: messenger RNA, 5642 nt
Organism: Armigeres subalbatus
Lineage: Eukaryota; Metazoa; Arthropoda; Insecta; Diptera; Culicidae
Product: phospholipid-transporting ATPase ABCA3-like
Exons: 10
Coding region: 475-5478 (1667 amino acids)
Biological process (GO): transmembrane transport; lipid transport
Cellular component (GO): membrane; intracellular membrane-bounded organelle
Molecular function (GO): ABC-type transporter activity; ATP binding; lipid carrier activity
Source: RefSeq, a predicted model, not a curated record
UGAACAUAGGUAAUAUGUAGCUACGACCAUAAGUUCCCGUUUGUUUAUGUUGGCGAUAGCAUAUAAUGAUAUCCAGUAGCGUUAGUGUGCGGUGUAAACACUGGCCGGGUGUAUCCAAGUAUGGCAGGCUCUCGAUAAACUAUCUGUAUAUAUGCUGCGAAGAUCUGCUACUGGUGGGUUGUUUGUGAUUCGCGAGUUCACAUCAUAGUGUGGCUUAGGCAGGUGCGGGUGUACAGUGGUUGGCAGGCGUCCGAAAAUGACAACCAAAAGCGAGUGAAUAAAUCACCAUUUCAGCUAGUGAACAGCACUCGUACUGAAUUUCAUCAGUUACAAAUUGCACGACUACAAACAGUGUGCAUUACAAUUUAACUGGAAGGAAUAAUUAUAUUGGAACUUGCUUUAUGCUGCUGUAUUCAAGCUAAAUUAGCUGGAGGAUAAAUUCGCAAGUCAUCUUUCAACAAGUAAGGCCAUAAAAUGAAGACAAGCGAUUGGGAAAAAUUUAAACUUCUUUUGUGGAAAAAUUGGAUAAUCCAGAAAAGACACUAUGUACAGACAGUGUUUGAGAUUACCAUUCCGGUGCUGGCUUGUGCAUUGCUGAUUUUAGUACGAGGACUUGUAAAUCCUUCCACCUACAGUAAACCCACUAUGUUUAGCAACUUAAAUGUAAGCAGCAUCGCUAAUAUACGAACCAUGAUUACGAAUCACCCAAUUGAAUUGACGUUGGCAUAUACACCUAGAAACCCACUACUGGAGCAAGUUAUGAAAAAAGCUGCUAGAUCCUUGGGAACGGAUGUGCGAAUUAAGGCCUUCAAUGAUACGAAGAGCAUGUAUAACGUAUUGAUUACCAACAACUAUUUGGCUGGAGUCGAAUUUGGAGAUGAUCUCGAGGAUAUUUCGGAAUUGCCUGAAAAACUGUCGAUAGCCUUACGUUAUCCCAGCGAAAUGCGUACAACAAUACUACCAGGAGCUGAAUUUUGGGCGAACUGGCGUACAUUUCUGGUGUUUCCCCCGUUUCAAACAUAUGGUGCUCGGGCAGUGAAUUACACCGAUGGCGGAUACCCUGCGAACUAUUAUGGUGAAGGUUUUGCUUCGGUCCAAAAUGCAAUUACACGGGCUAUCUUAAGUGUGAAAAACAAUUCUUUGCAACUUCCAACAGUUUCAUUGCAGCGAUUCCCAUAUCCGCCUUUCUACAAUGAUCCCCUACUAAGGGGCCUGGAAAAUCUGUUUCCUGCCAUCAUAAUGAUUGCCUUUUUCUACUCAUGCAUCAACACCGUGAAAUUCAUAACGCUGGAAAAGGAACGACAGCUCAAAGAAACCAUGAAGGUGAUGGGCUUAAGCGGGUGGCUACACUGGACGGCAUGGUUUGUGCGAACGCUCAUAUUGCUAUCGGUAUCGAUCUCUCUCAUUACUAUACUGUUGUGCGUGAGUCUCACCACCAAUACGAACAUAGCGAUUUUUGAAUUUUCAAACUGGCUGCUCAUAUGGAUAUUCCUGUUCAUCUAUAGUAUUACAACAAUUACAUUUUGCUUCAUGCUCAGUACAUUCUUCUCAAAAGCAAACAUUGCAUCCGGUAUUUCGGGAAUUAUUUGGUUCUACUCACUGACACCGUAUAACAUCACGUUUGGAAAUUACGAUCGAAUGUCCCUGGAAGCAAAAUUGGCUUCCAGUUUAUGGUGCAAUACAGCGAUGGGAUACGGAUUCAUGCUGCUAAUGAAGCAUGAAGGCACAUCAGUUGGUUUGCAAUGGUCUAAUCUUUUCUCCCCGGUCACGGUCGAUGAUCAGCUGACUAUUGCACACAUCAUAAUGAUGCUGUUAAUUGAUGCCUGUCUAUAUCUACUGGUUGCACUAUACGUAGAACAAGUAGCUCCCGGAAAGUUCGGAAUUCCAAAGAAAUGGAACUUCCUAUUCAGGCGAGAAUUCUGGAGGGGAUCUUACGAUCGACAAAUAAACACAAUGAGUAAAGAAUACUCAUCGCGGGACAAAAGAAAUGACGAAGAAGAAGAGCCUACGAAAAAACACGCAGGAAUAAAAAUAUUGGGACUGUCGAAAAUCUUCCCCGGGAAAAAAGUUGCAGUCAAUGACUUAUCGCUCAACAUAUACGAAGAUCAAAUUUCCAUUCUGUUGGGCCACAACGGUGCUGGGAAAACGACUACAAUGUCUAUACUGACCGGUAUGUUCCCACCGACGACUGGAACUGCAAUCGUUAAUGGUUUCGACAUCCGAUAUGAUGUGGAAAGCAUAAGAAAUUCGUUAGGACUGUGUCCUCAGCAUAAUGUUUUAUUCGACGAGCUAACCGUGUCGGAGCACAUACGAUUCUUCGCAAAAUUAAAAGGCUUCGAUGAAGCACAGGUCUCCAGGGAAAUUGAUAAGUAUCUAGAGCUGCUAGAAUUGGAGGACAAACGUGAUGCCCAGGCCCACACAUUGUCCGGCGGAAUGAAACGUAAGCUAUCGAUUGCUAUUGCACUGUGUGGAGGAUCGAAAGUGGUACUUUGUGAUGAGCCAACUUCAGGAAUGGAUCCUGCAGCUCGUAGAGUGCUCUGGAAUUUGCUGCAACGGGAAAAAGUAGGAAGAACCAUACUUCUCUCGACACACUUCAUGGAUGAAGCAGAUAUUCUUGGGGAUCGAGUUGCGAUAAUGGCCGACGGGGAUCUGAAAGCGGUGGGAUCACCCUUCUAUCUAAAAAGGAAAUUUGGACGAGGUUACCGGCUGAUAUGUGUGAAAAAAUCGAAUUGUAAUCCUCUGAUUCUUACUAACAUGCUGAAAAAAUAUAUUCCUGAUAUUGAAGUUGACACAGAUGUUGGAACCGAACUGAGUUAUGUGUUGAAACAAGAAUGUCUCCAUGUGUUCCAAAACAUGUUAGCGGAAUUGGAGGAUAACACACAAACAUAUGGAAUAUCAAGCUAUGGAAUCACUUUAUCCACGUUGGAAGAAGUUUUCAUGAGACUUGGAAGUGAUACAAUACCCGAUGGAGGAAUAAAUGAAUCAAAUGGACACAUGCUGCCUUCAAAUGGUUUUGCUAUUAACGGUAGCAAUGCUUUUGAAAAUAACUACGCUUUAAUCUCAGGAAAACUAUUAACUAUUAAUCAAAUAAGGUCAAUGUUUUUGAAAAAAUACCUUAGUUACAUACGAGCAUGGAAGAUCUCUUUACUUCAAACUACACUGUCAAUGUUCUACAUUAUUGUCAUAAUUUUAAUAGUUCGUUCAUUUCCGAACAACGUUGUUCUACCUCCACUGAAUAUCUCAUUUGAUUCAUACGCCAAGACAGUGACAGUGCUCGAAACGGAUAACCCCAAUGCUACCAUGGCGAAAAGCUUUACAGAUCUGUUUACGGAGUUUCCUGCGACAAAUAAACUUGUAACAAUUUCUAGUUCAUUAUCGGAUUAUAUUUUAAACAAGUCCGUCGAGAAUAUCAAGCUGGUAGACAACACCUUUAUGGUCGGUGCAACUUUGGAUGAAACUGAAAAUAACUUCACCGCUUGGUUCAACAAUAAGGCCUACCACACGGCACCGCUAUCACUCAACCUCAUCUACAACGCAAUUCUGCGAACAAUAUGUUCCAAUUGUUCGCUGGAUGUGAUCAACAAACCACUGCCGUACAGCUCAAGGAUCAGAUUCCUAAGGCUUCAAGCCGGCAGCAACAUGGGAUUCCAGCUGGCAUUCAACACAGGCUUCGCAAUGGCCUUCGUGGGCGCAAUGUACAUAAUGUUCUACAUCAAGGAAAGGGCAUCCGGCGCCAAACUUUUGCAGUUUGUCAGCGGAGUCAAUGCAGUAACCUUUUGGACCGUAUCGUUUUUGUGGGACUACUUGGUGUUCAUCGUUGCCAUGAUGCUCUAUAUUUUAACUCUGGCGGCAUUCCAGGAGGAAGGUUGGUCAACACCUGCAGAGCUGUCACGUGUUGUUUUGGUCAUGCUGUGCUUCGGAAUUGCUGUCAUUCCGUUCACGUAUCUAUGGUCGUACUUUUUCCAAGUCCCAUCAACCGGAUUCAUCAAAAUGCUUAUAUUCAAUAUAUUUACGGGAACGGUUAUAUUUACGGGAAUUUUCCUACUCAAGUACAGUGAGUUCAACCUGAAGGAUGUAGCAGAAACCUUGGAAUGGUUUUACAUGAUAUUCCCACAUUUUGCUUUGAGCCACAGUCUGAACAACAUAAACCUAGCGCUGACGAUAAAGCAAAUUUGCGAAGCCCAAUGCGAUGCCAUGCCAUUCUGUACGGACAAUCUCCUGUGCAGUUUCGACAAACGAUGUUGUGACACGGAAAUAUUCUCAUUUCAACCCAAUGGAAUCAGUCGUAAUUUGAUGUACAUGCUUGCGGUCGGCAUAGUAUCGUUCACCAUCCUGUUAUUGAAGGAGUUACGAUGCUUCAGCAUGAACAUCUCGUGUAAAAAGCCGUGUGGAAGCGCACCAAUUGAUGCCACCAGUGAAUCGAAGGAAACUAUAGCGAUUAACGAGGACUCUGACGUGGCAGACGAAAAGCAACGAAUAGCAUUACUAAAUGAACAGAAUUUGGCCAAUCACACGUUGGUGCUAAAAGAGGUUUCGAAGCACUACGGAUCGUUUGUUGCUGUGAAUGAGCUAUCGCUGGCGGUGGAGGAUUUCGAAUGUUUCGGAUUAUUGGGCGUGAACGGCGCGGGUAAAACUUCUACCUUCAAGAUGUUAACGGGCGAUGCCAACCUGUCGUCUGGCGAUGCGUGGGUUCGAGGAAUCAGCAUGCGUUCAAGAAUGAAUGAAGUUAACCGGAUGAUCGGAUAUUGUCCGCAGUUUGACGCAUUAUUUGAAGAUUUGACUGGUCGCGAGUGUUUAAGAAUUUUCGGAUUAUUAAGAGGCGUGCCUAACACAUUGAUACAACCAAUCUCAUUGAAACUAGCAAACGAUCUUAACUUUUUCAAGCACCUCGACAAACCCAUAAAAACUUAUAGCGGUGGAAACAAACGGAAAUUGAGUACCGCUUUGGCUCUGGUAGGGAAUCCAGUUAUUAUUUACUUGGACGAACCGACAACGGGGAUGGAUCCGGGAGCGAAACGAAACUUUUGGAAUGUCAUAUGUCGAGUGCGACAAAUGGGGAAAGCGAUUGUACUGACUUCGCAUAGUAUGGAGGAAUGUGAAGCACUCUGCACUCGGCUUGCCAUCAUGGUGAAUGGGGAAUUCAAGUGCCUUGGAUCCGCGCAACAUCUGAAGAAUAAAUUUACAGAAGGAUUUUUUCUAACUAUUAAGCUAAAGAAAUGUGAUAACGAAGUAUUGGAAAACAAAACGAAUCUAGUCAUGCAGUAUAUUGAACGUCACUUCGAUGGAGCACAGCUCAGGGAGCAGUACUUGGACUAUCUGACGUACCAUAUAAUGGAGACGUCGCUGAAGUGGUCCACCAUGUUUGGAUUGAUGGAGCAAGCAAAAUCACGUUAUGAAAUUGAGGACUACGCUCUCGGGCAAACAUCUCUCGAGCAGGUGUUCCUGGCAUUAACCGCCUAUCAGCGGAGCAGUGAUUAAAAGUUGAAACAAUCUCUCAGUAUUUCGAAGAACUAUCUCGAAUAAUGGAUAGUUAGUGCAACUGGUACUCGAAUUUUUAAUGCUAAGAUAGACAGUGAUACUUAACGAUUGUUACAAACAAUUCAAUAUUUAUUAUAACAAUUAAAGCUUAGUGAUAAGGUCAA